GUUGUAGUUGACUUGUGUCAAAUGCUCGAUCGUUCAGUAUCUUCUGUAAGAAGCAAUGGCUAUCAUGCUCAUAUCCUCGAUUCUCGUUGUAUUAGUAAUUCUCUAUUUCUAUUUAACGAAAAAUUACAAUUAUUGGCAAAAACGUAAAGUACCUUGCCCGGAUGGCAUUUUACCUGGAGUCGGCCACUUUUGGAACUUCAUUAUCAUGAAGAACUCUUUCUCUGAGUGUUGUCGUAAGAUUUACAACGCCAAUCGAAAUCAUAGUAUGGUAGGAAUUUACAACUUUAUGUCACCGUCGUUAAUGAUCCUUGAACCGGAGUUAAUAAAAACGGUGAUGCAAACUAAUUUUGUGAACUUUCAUGAGAACAGUCAUAAGAUUGACCCUGACUUGGAUCCUCUUCUGGCAAACAAUCCAUUUUUUACAUAUGGCGAGAAAUGGAUAACUAGCAGAAAGCGUUUGACUUAUGCAUUCUCCAGCAUGCGAUUGAAAAUUUUGCUCGAGAGUGUCAAGCAAAUAUGCGAACAAUUCGAGAAUUUCCUUGAUAAAAAAUUGAGCAAAGUCGGAAAGAUCGAAUUAGAGCUAAAAGAACUGUUUGCCAGAUUCACCGCGCAAGUUGUCUCCAAUGCUGGCUUUGGCGUAGACGGAUUAUCCUUUGAUGAGAAGAAAGAGCACGAAUCUUUCUACGCGAUGGUAAAGUCUUUCCUUGAACCCUCCAGUUUGAACAACAUUACUUUUAUGCUUGUUUUCUUUUUGCCUUCGCUGAAUAAAAUUUUUAGAACACCUUUCUUACCAAAAAGAAUCGAUCAUUUCUUUAGAACGAUAAUCACCGAUGUUAUGGAACAAAGAAGAACAGAGGAUAAACACUGAAGGAUACAAACUAGAAAUGACUUUCUUCAGUUGAUGGAUGAAUUAGAACGAGUGGAGGGUAAUAAAAUUGAUAUGAAUGUUCUUAUAUCUCAUGCAACAUCAUUUUUUAUUGACGGUUAUGAGACUUCCAGUACAGUUUUGAGCUUUGUUGGUUUUUAUUUAGCUAAUAAUCCGGCUGUACAGGCAAAAUUACGCGAGGAAGUAAUAUCUGUGCUCAAUAAGUACGAUAAUGUGAUUACUUACGAUGCUUUGAAAGAUAUGACGUACAUGGAUCAAGUCAUAAGCGAGUCACAGAGAAUCAUUCCUACAAUAGGAAUUCUGAAGAAGAUUUGUACAAAAGAGACUGAACUUAGAGGAUCCGAUGGAAUUGCUUGUCACAUUGAACGCGGAAUGCAAAUUCUGAUACCUGUUAACGGCCUGCAGGAAGAUCCUCGAUAUUGGGAGCAUCCCGAAGUAUUCGAUCCCGACAGAUUCGGCCCGGAUAGAAAACAUAACAUUGAGAGAUUCACUUUUCUUCCCUUCGGCGAAGGUCCGCGAAUUUGCGUGGGAAUGAGAAUGGCUCAGUUACAAAUGAAAGCGUGCUUGGCUGUAUUUCUAAGAAAAUAUAGUCUCGAACUUUCUCCGAAGACUCGUGUACCCUUGGAAAUGGUGGCUACACACAUCUUGGCUGCGGCAAAGGGUGGUCUUUGGGCUUUUAUUCGACCUAUUUAAUAAUUAGAAUUUUUUAAAAUUAUUUGUUGUGACACUCAAAUAUAUCUUUCUCUUUUAUUUUUUUCUAAAUAAUUAUAUAAAUUAAGCACCUACGAGUAUUUUUAUAUAAUUUUUAAGUUAUUUGAUGCAUGGAAAACUUUAUAAAAUACGUAUAUUAUUGUCUAUUUUUAAUAUAAUUUAGACAAUAUUAACAAAAAAAGAGAGAGAGAGAAAUUUAUCAUAUUUUAAAAAUAAUAUGAUUGAUACUGAAAUUUAUUAUUCGUGAUUUCGCAAAUUUGUUAUUAGUGCAUAUUAUUUCACAUUUUAUUGUUGUUAAUCAUAUAUUGUAUAAUAAUACUACGAUUUUACAUAUAAUUUACUCUUUAAAAUACAGAUAAAGAAUAGUUUUAUCUGUGCAAGUCAAUAAUUGCUUUGUUAUACUUGAAACUCAUGGCUUUUUUUAUUAUGCGUAUGUAUACACAUGUCGAAUAUUUCUCGAUUAAUUAAUAUAAAGCCCUUACAGCAUAGCUUGUCAAAUAUAUUUGGCAAGUGAAUAUUUUAUAAAAA
Messenger RNA from Camponotus floridanus (Florida carpenter ant), 2125 nucleotides. RefSeq names its product cytochrome P450 9e2. Gene Ontology annotation, molecular function: oxidoreductase activity, acting on paired donors, with incorporation or reduction of molecular oxygen; iron ion binding; monooxygenase activity. NCBI's taxonomy places the organism in Eukaryota, Metazoa, Arthropoda, Insecta, Hymenoptera, Formicidae. The record is from RefSeq and is a predicted model, not a curated record.